GUCUUCUUGUCCUCACACUUGGAUCAGUUCGUGGAGAGAGAGUGAAAAUACGCAAUAUCUGCUGUGCGCGUCAGUGGCUAGAGAUGUGAAUCCUGUAAUAAGAGGACAACUAUACUCUGUGUGAGAUAAUCACCGUCGUUCAUCUGCCUGUAGGUGCUGGACUCAAUGUAUAAUGUCUAGACGAGGACGUUCAAAAAAAUCCAAAGCUCACACAUUCACAGGACAGUGUGAGGGUCCUGGGCUCCAUGUAUUUCUGCUCUGGACUAAAGAGGGAGAGCGCUGCCUGUCCUACAAGGAGGGUGAGGUGACUGCUGAAGAUCUCACCAUCAAUGCAGCAAAAGCUGUGGGGAUCACUCCAGUCUGUCAUGCCUUGUUUGCUCUUUAUGACCCUGCAUCCUCGUGUUGGUACAGUCCAAAUCACAAAUUUAAUGCGGAAGACCAGUCUGGCCUUUUGCUGCAUUUCCGUAUGAGAUUUUACUUCCGUAACUGGCACGGAUUAAGUGAAAAGGAAACGCUAGUGACACGUCAUGCAUUACGGACUGGAACAGGGGCAGAGCCAGUUACGUCUCCUUUGCUGGAGAUGACCUCCCUGGAAUACCUCUUUGCUCAGGCGAAAUAUGAUUUUGUGAAUGACUUGACAUGUUUGGAUGCAGUGAAGGGAGAAGAAGAGAUCAGUGGUUUUAAGAAUGAAUGUCUAGGUAUGGCUGUGCUUCACCUCUCUUACACAGCACUGCAGAGUGGCUCUUCUCUACAGGAUGUGGCCAAGCAGACCAGCUUUCUCCAUUGUAUCCCUCAAUCCUUUUCCCGACACAUUGCUCGGAACAAUGUCCUGACAAGGUUCCGUAUUCGGCGCGUGUUUGCAAACUUUGUAAGCAGUUUCCAGGAGCACACGGUGGGCAUGGGAAAGUUUGGGUCACAAGAAGUUAUGUAUAAGUAUAUAUCCACGCUGGAGCGUCUGGCACCAAAAUUUGGUGCCGAAACCUUCCCUGUGUUCAGUCUUGACCUGAGAUCUGAUGGAGAUGGCAGUGGGUCGUACCCCAUUGCCUCCCAAACACAAACCGUGAACAGUGAACCUACUCAUGAGAUCAGAGUGUCUGGAUCAACCGGCAUAUGUUGGAGGAAGACAUCAGCACAAUGGGGGAAUGACUAUAUUUAUAAACAGAACAGAGAAGCACAGCCACCUGAUGAACAGGAAAUGGACAACUGGAACACCUUCUGCGACUUCCCUGCGAUCUCUCAUAUUGCCAUUCAGGGCAUAAACGUCUGCAUCAGUCGCCAAGACAACAUGUCAAUGGACAUGCGUUUGGGCUCCAGACUUCAGGCUCGCUCUCUGGUUUCACUGCUGGAUGGAUAUUUCCGCCUUACAACCGACGCGCAUCAUUAUCUUUGUCACGAAGUGGCUCCGCCCAGAGUGGUUCUCAGUGGGACCAAUGACCUGCACGGUCCCAUACUGGAUGAGUAUGUGCUCCAAAAACUAAAGAAAGAAGCAGAGGAUGGAGCGUUUAUUGUGCGCUGGAGUGUUUUGGAUUACGAUCGCAUAAUCCUGGCAUCUCUGAGUCAAACAAAGGAUGGAGAAAAUCCAAUAUACAAACAGUUCAGAAUUACGCUGAAGGGCUCCAUGUUCAGACUGAAAGGCUGGGAUCAAGAAUUCUCUAGCAUAAAGGAGCUCACCAAUAGCUUAAAGACCUUCGUGCUGAAGUCUGGAGAAGACCGCUUCACUUUGAAGAAGUGCUGCCUGCCCAGACCAGGAGAGCUAUCGAACCUUCUCGUAAUAAGAAAGGGUGCCAACAGUAGCAUUAAAACGGUCUCUGAAACCCUAAACCUGAGCCAACUGCGGUUUCAUCAAAUUAAGGACAAGGAAAUUACAAAGAUUCUCUCAUGGUUCAUAGAACAGGAAGCUACGAACGAACCACUUCCUUAUGAGCGCGUAGAGCGCAUCCCGUGGAUCGCUCCGGAGUGUAUCGCCGAUGGGGCCCGUAUAAGAAGCGCUGCCGACCAGUGGAGCUUUGGAGUGACUCUUCUGGAAAUCUGCAACAACGGAGAUCUUCCUAUCAGUGGCAGCACACUGCCUGAGAAAGAGCGAUUCUAUGAGACGCAGAGUCGCCUGGCGGUGCCGUCUUCUCAAGAGCUGGCGAGCUUUAUCAGCAUGUGUCUGACAUACGACCCUGCUGCACGGCCGUCCUUCCGGACCAUUCUGAGAGAGCUAACAGAGAUUCAGAUUAAAAAUCCAGACAUUUCAUCAGAAUGUGAGUCACUCCCAGACAGAGACCCUAGCAUGUUUUACAAACGUUACCUGAAGAAGAUCAGGGAUCUGGGAGAGGGACAUUUUGGAAAGGUGAUGCUGUACGUCUAUGACCCUGGCAAUGACGGAACAGGAGAGUAUGUGGCGGUGAAGGCAUUGAAACAAGAGAGUGGAAGUAACCUCCACGAUUCCUGGAUGAAGGAGAUCGACAUACUUAAAUCACUUUACCACAACAAUAUCGUCAAAUACAAGGGGUGCUGUACUGAACUGGGUGGACAGGUGGUUCAGUUAAUCAUGGAGUAUCUUCCACUGGGAAGCCUCAGAGAGUACCUGCCAAAACACUGGUUGGGAAUCGCACAAAGUCUCCUGUAUGCACAGCAGAUCUGUAUGGGGAUGGACUAUCUGCACUCCAAACGGUACAUCCACCGGGAUUUGGCUGCACGGAAUGUUUUGGUGGAGAAUGAAGGUGUGGUUAAGAUCGGCGACUUUGGCUUGACAAAGUACAUUCCCGAAGGGGAGAUCUACUAUCGUGUUCGUGAGGACGGAGACAGCCCUGUGUUCUGGUACGCCAUAGAGUGCCUGAAGGAGAGCAAGUUUUCCUUUGCCUCUGAUGUUUGGUCCUUUGCUGUGACCCUCUAUGAGAUUUUGACCAACUGCAACCAUCGCCAAAGCCCCCCUUCGAAAUUCUUUGAGAUGAUGGGAUUGGUCCAUGGUCAGAUGACUGUGGUUAAACUUAUUACCCUCCUGGAGAAAAAUGAGAGACUGCCGUGCCCUCGAGACUGUCCCCGUGAGGUUUAUUUACUGAUGGAGCAAUGCUGGGAUUUCAACCCUGGGCAGCGUCCAUCAUUCAGUUCCCUGGCUGAGUCUCUGAAGGAUAUCAGGCAAACGUACAAACAGCAACCGUCUGUGCAACUCGCUCAGCUCAACCAUCGCUGACCUGCUCUGUCCUCUCUAUCUGUGCUGUUCUCACAGCCUGUAACCACAGCACUUCACUGUGAACCUGACCACACUUAGCUCAUUGGGCUGUAUUUUCAGAAAAGAGGAUGUUUUUUUUAUAUUCAGUUGAGGGAACCCACAUACUGUACCUCUUUUUCUACCGAAACUGUGCCGGUGUUUGUGAUAGACCCAGAGCUUGGUUCUACAAACCUCUCUUUGAACUGCUCGCCGCUUUCAGUCACUUAAGAGGUGAACAAUAACUCAACUUACUGUUACUCUAUAACCACCAGCUCCAGCAUCAGCACAGUUCUUCUGUCAGUGGAAAAAAGGUAACUGUGACCUUAAGUGCUCUUUAAAGCAACCGAAUGAAAGUUUUUACCUUGAAAUAUCAGUUUCAAAAUCAUUCUGGUGCUACACUGACUUCUAAGAAGGUGAAUGGCUUCGGUUUCUUUCCCACACUCCACCGCAAAUGUCUGUUCUGGGAGUAUGUAAGUUUGGUGAGCGGGUACAAAAUCCCUCCAAAGGGGUGAAAUGCUUUACGGCAGCAACGAACGCACGUGUACAGCGAUCCACUGUAAAAUCUACAGUGAUUUCCUAAAUUAACUGUAGGGGGCUUUAAAGUCGCAAAAAUACACAAAACUACAUACAGUUGCUUUAAGUCAAGUGUCUUGCUGUUAAAACCAUAAUAACCAAAGAAUGCAUGGUUGUGGACAUUAUUCAUUCCUUAUUUCAUUCCCAAUGUAACAUAUUAUUGUGUAAAUAUGGUCAGGUGUGUUUAGUUGCUUUCGAGCUUACUUCCUCUUUCCCCAAUCCUGCUGUUAUACAUACUGUGUAUAUACAGUGGGUACGGAAAGUAUUCAGGCCCUCUUAAAUUUUUCACUC
Sinocyclocheilus rhinocerous is the source of this 4060-nucleotide messenger RNA. RefSeq names its product non-receptor tyrosine-protein kinase TYK2-like. The record is from RefSeq and is a predicted model, not a curated record. Gene Ontology annotation, molecular function: non-membrane spanning protein tyrosine kinase activity; growth hormone receptor binding; ATP binding. Gene Ontology annotation, biological process: protein phosphorylation; cytokine-mediated signaling pathway; cell differentiation. NCBI's taxonomy places the organism in Eukaryota, Metazoa, Chordata, Actinopteri, Cypriniformes, Cyprinidae. Gene Ontology annotation, cellular component: cytoskeleton; cytosol. Bases 173 to 3178 code for a protein of 1001 amino acids. The transcript is spliced from 21 exons.